UACCUUUCUAAUGGAGCAUACAGCGAUCUUGAGAUCCGCUGCCGCGAUACCAGCUACGCUGUUCAUCGAAUUGUUCUCUGCAGCCAGGUGAAGUUCCUUGAAAAUGCAUGCAAUGGGGCAUUUAAGGUAUGUUUAGAGCCCGUGCCAAAUAGAGAGGCAAAGGACCGCAUAGUCGACCUGAGUUACGACGACCCUACUGCUGUUCGAUCUAUGAUCCAGUUCGCGUACACCAACGACUACUCACUCGACGACGACCAAUCUGGCAAGCACGCGCUGCAACACGUGGACGUCUAUGCCAGCGCUAAAUACGAUAUCCCUAGUCUUGGGAAUCUAGCCAAGAUCAAAUUCAAGCCCAUCCUAGAGAAGCACUGGGACGCGGACUGGGUCCGGGAUGCUGUUCACGGGGUUUAUCAUUCCACCUACUCCUCCGACCGUGGCCUUCGCGACAUCUUAGUCCAAGCCCACCGACGAAGAGAAACCCUCCCACAUCGAAGACACGGCUGA
This is a messenger RNA of Mytilinidion resinicola, 504 nucleotides long. RefSeq lists its product as uncharacterized. The record is from RefSeq and is a predicted model, not a curated record. Gene Ontology annotation, molecular function: protein binding. NCBI's taxonomy places the organism in Eukaryota, Fungi, Ascomycota, Dothideomycetes, Mytilinidiales, Mytilinidiaceae. The annotation marks the transcript as partial. The transcript is spliced from 2 exons.